Molecule: messenger RNA, 2381 nt
Organism: Chinchilla lanigera (long-tailed chinchilla)
Lineage: Eukaryota; Metazoa; Chordata; Mammalia; Rodentia; Chinchillidae
Gene: Foxi1
Product: forkhead box I1
Exons: 2
Coding region: 56-1192 (378 amino acids)
Biological process (GO): cell differentiation; regulation of transcription by RNA polymerase II; anatomical structure morphogenesis
Molecular function (GO): RNA polymerase II cis-regulatory region sequence-specific DNA binding; DNA-binding transcription factor activity, RNA polymerase II-specific
Source: RefSeq, a predicted model, not a curated record
GGCAGCUCCAGAGCACAGGUGCCAGGCUGGUGGCUCUGCCUCACCCAGCCCCAGCAUGAGCUCCUACGACCUCCCCGCACCCUCCCCGCCUCGCUGCAGCCCCCAGUUCCCCAGCAUCGGCCAGGAGCCCCCCGAGAUGAACCUUUACUAUGAGAACUUCUUCCACCCACAGGGUGUGCCCAGCCCUCAGCGGCCCCCCUCCUUCGAGGGAGGUGGCGAGUACGGGGCCACCCCCAACCCCUACCUCUGGCUCAGUGGGCCAGCCAUGACCCCGCCGCCCUACCUGCCGGGCACCAACACCAGCCCCUUCCUGCCCCAGGCCUACGGCAUGCAGAGGCAGCUGCUGCCCAGUAUGUCCGGGCUGGGGGGCAGUGACCUGGGUUGGCUGCCCAUCCCCUCGCAGGAGGAGCUGAUGAAGCUGGUGCGCCCUCCCUACUCUUACUCGGCUCUUAUUGCCAUGGCCAUCCAUGGGGCACCUGACAAGCGCCUCACCCUCAGCCAGAUCUACCAGUAUGUGGCUGACAACUUCCCCUUCUACAACAAGAGCAAGGCCGGCUGGCAGAACUCCAUCCGCCACAAUCUGUCCCUCAACGACUGCUUUAAGAAGGUUCCUCGAGAUGAGGACGACCCAGGCAAAGGGAACUAUUGGACCCUGGAUCCCAACUGCGAGAAGAUGUUUGACAAUGGAAAUUUCCGCAGGAAGAGGAAGAGAAAAUCGGACGUUUCUUCCAGCACAGGCUCUUUGGCCUCAGAGAAAACCGAUAGCAAUCUCCUGGCAGGCAGCCCCAAGAGCACGGAGUCACAAGACAUCCUGGACAGUGGCUCACCGGCCACCUCCAGCUCCCCAGAGAAGCAGUCCUCCCCACCCUCCUCAGGCACUCCAUGCCUCAACAGCUUCCUGUCCACCAUGACGGCCUACGUGAGUGGGUCGAGUCCAGUGGGCCGCCCCGUGGGCACGCCGGGACUGAGCCCCGAGCCCUCUGACAAGCUGGGGCAGGGCAGUCUGAGUUUCAACUCCUACACCCCACUCACCAACCUCACAGGCCAUGGGAGCGGCAGCGAAUGGGCCAGUUCAGUGCCCACCAAUGCCCUUGGCUAUGGCAGUUCUGUCCUCAACCAGUUCAGCCCUCACUUCUACAACAGUGUGAACACCAACAGUGUCCUCUACCCCAGGGAGGGCACGGAGGUCUAGGACCCAAACAGCUCCUGGGCCACAUGGACAUGAUGCAGAGAGACACAGCCAAGUCCCCUAGACCAGCCCCACACCACCCUGUGAGCCAGGAGCUCAGAACUGCCCAUGCAUAACACAGGAGACUCAAGAGGAAGCGUUCUCUUUCUAAAACAUUGUUCAAACUUUCUGUUCAUCGCACCCAAGUCCAUGCAAAGACUUACCAGCUUUGCAGUGGUAAUACCGGUGCCUGGAUAGCAGUCAUAAAGGUGGCAAUUUUUUGAGCACUUGUUCUGUGCUGGGUGCUGCGGUAGGCUCUUUACAGGCAUAGUCGCAUUUGCUAUUUAAAGUCACCCUGUGGGAGUCACAUCAACCUCCUCGUUAACAGAAGGGAAAUAGAGCUUGAGGAAGUUAAGAAACUUUUCCAGAGUCUUACAAGCUAACAAAUGCCAGAGCUACAGGUCAAAUGUGAGUCUGGGUAACCCCAAAGAUCAAACCAAACGAAGCAGGGAUAGAGGAUUGGCUGAGCGGCUAAGGAAUGUCAGGGUGAGAGGCUGAUUUUGGCAGAUACGUCAAAACUUCUCCCCUGCCCUCUGGUUGUUCCUCAAACUCCAACGCCAGCCAGGCCUGUCUUGUUCUGGUCUGUCUUUAUUCUGUUUGCCCCAACUUUCCUGCAGAUACUCAUCUGGCUACCAUUCAAGGAGAGAAAUGACUUGCCAGCAGACUUAACUUAGAAAGUACAGCCCAGGUGCCCUGCAGGACAGUAGAGCUGGCAAGUACGAUGGAGUGCAUCCCUGUUCCAGCUCCCCACAGAUCCUGAGAAGACCCAGGGUCAGUGAGAGGAGUGGUGUACCCUCAGUGCCCCACCCCAGGCUGCCCUUCUGCAAAAGCUCAUAAAGCCCAGCUUCCUGUGUAUGUGUGUGUGUCAUGGACCAGUGAGUUGGCAGUGGCUGAGGUUUCCAAGAGAAACAAGGCGGAAUGAGCACUUCCUUCUCUAUAGCUCUGGAGAGCUGGAUGUUUGAGAAACAACAGCCUCAAAGGAAAAUCCUCAGCCUCCCUCACAGGGUCUGUGAGUGCAGCUCCUGGGAAUUCUCCUUCUCAUUUUUAUAGAUACUUUAUAUGCCUGUGAUAUUUUAUCACAGCACAUCUUAGGAAGAGUUGUUUGAUUUCUUAUUUUCUUUUUAAUAAAAAAAAAAAAAACACAAACUCUUUG